CGCCGUCAUGCCAUCAUGAGCAACGCAGUAACUGUCCGGACCAGGAAGUUCAUGACCACCCGACUGCUUCAGCGGGAACAAAUGGGCACUGAUGUCCUUCGUCCUGGGAAGGCAACAGUGCCUAAGACAGAAAUUUGGGGAAAACUAGCCAAAAUGUACAAGACCACACCAGAUGUCACCUUUGUGUUUGGGCUCAGAAGCCAUGUUGGUGAUGGCAAGACAACUGGCCUUGGCAUGAUUUACGAUCCCUUGGGUCACGCGAAGCAGGAUGAGCCCAAACACAGGCUUGCAAGACAUGGCCUGUACGAGAAGACCUCAAGAAAGCAGCGAAAGGAGCGCACGAGCAGAAUGAAGCCGGUCGUGGGGACUGCAGAGGCCAGUUUGGUGCUGGCAAAAAGAAGUCAGCUGGAGAUCGGACAGCAGAGGAGUAAAGAUUCUGCGGUGGUUGUGCAGCUUUGUCGUGAGAGAAUUAAUAAAGUAAGACCUUUUACGUGAAAAAAAUAAUCAAAAAAUCAAGGCGGCGACGCACGUAGAGUUUACGCAGUGCAGUGCCUGGCACCCCCGCCCCCUCCUGGUGACCUUCUCUUUAUUCUCGUUAUCGUUAAAGGGUCACCUGAGGCAGUAGCUCGUGGCAUGCUAGCCCCUCUCCUGCCUCUGCCUUCUGGGUUUUUUCCUCUCCCUGCCCUACUUCACUUUAUUCCUGUUUCACCCGAUCUUUCCUGUGGCCCUGUGGCCCCAUGGGCACUCGUGAGCCAGCUGGUGGUGCCGGUGGUGAAGGGCGAGGCGGUCCCUGCUCCCUGGGGUGUGGCCGCAGAGGGGCAGUGGAGAGACCGAUGGAGGCGUGAACUUCACCACCAGAACAACAGUGGGAACGCUGUCUUGGCCAGUGCAACAUUGUUUAGUGUGCCACGUCACCUGGAAUUAGGUUUAAAUCCCCCCAACAGCUUGGAUUGGUCUGACACCUUUGGUGUUAUAUGAACAUUCCUUACAAAGGCUGUUAAGCAGGUCAGAUGGGCAGUUUGGACAGAAAUUGUCCAGCCCUCGGAUGGUCGACACCAAGCACAUGUUCUCGCCAGAGGCCCUCCUUGGGUCCCGAGGCAGCGGAGCCUAUGACACUCACAUCCCGGAGUGAACUCCCGGGUUUGUUUGGACCUGUCCUUUCAUUUAAAUUGCUGUGCAAACUUGUGAUCCAUGAGACUUAACGUGAUUUCUUCCACUGUUCUAAGCAUUUGACAUGACUAGGAGGUGGGGUGAGGUUGGGUCUGUACUGUGACCCUACAUCAUAGGAUUGAUGCCCGCUUCCACCAGCACGCCAGAGCACCCGCCAGUGUGUGCGUCACUGGCCCAGGUCUGGAGGACCGGCCUCUGCGGGCACCCACCAAGUCAGCGCUCAGUGAAGAACGUUAAGUCUUAAGGAAGGAGUAACCUGAUAGUUGAGGCCAGUGUUAGAACAGCCGUCCCCAGAGCAUUUAGGAUUCAGUUGAUAUCAUCGUCACUGCAGGAAUUCCAAAGAGUGGGGGCAUCUUGAUAAGGAAGUUGGAGUUUGGUCUGGGCCCUGAAGGGUGGUAGGAUUUAAGACUAUAUGGGGAUCGGUUGCCAGUUUUUUUGUGUGUUUUUUGUUGUUGUUGUUGUUACUUGUUGUUGUUUUUGCGAUACGCAGGCCUCUCACUGUUGUGGCCUCUCCCGUUGCGGAGCACAGGCUCCGGACGCGCAGGCUUAGCGGCCACGGCUCACGGGCCCAGCCGCUCCGUGGCACGUGGGAUCUUCCCGGACCAGGGCACGAACCCAUGUCCCCUGCAUCGGCAGGCGGACUCUCAACCACUGUGCCACCAGGGAAGCCCAGGUUGCCAGUUUUAACAACCAAUAUAUGUCAUGUGUAAACUGGAGACAUACUAAAACAUUAUUCAUUAUGUAUCUGAAAUACAAAUUUAACUGGCCAAAUGCAUUGUUUUAUCCAGCAACCCUAAAUGGGGAGGAUUUUUAAGUGGAAGAAUGCAUGUGCAAACUCGCAUGUCUAGCAGCACUGAGUAGGACAGUGUGGUGGGUUGAGAGGGUUCAGGCAGAAGUGCAGGGGUGGGAAGGGGGUGGGAGCGAGACGGAUUGGCGGUGGUGCCAGAUCAUGACUAACGCGCCCAUGGCAGCUGCUCUGGUGCGGAUCUGCGAGCACACUGUGUAGUCCACACCUCUCGUUCCACAUGACGACACUAAUGUUAUUUUUACAGAGCAUUUUAGCUUUGAUCAAAGAAACAGGAGUGGUGGAGGGAAACAAUACAAGGAUAUGGCCCACCUUGGGAGUUUAUCCAAAAGGCGAAAAUUGUACCUGCUGGGGUGGAGAAUCAUCCAGCCGUAUCACAACCAGGUGCUUUUCGUGGUGGGGCAGGUCAUCCGUCAUCCAUGAACUCUCUGUGUUUUUCUGUGCACAGCCGUAGCUUUGUGAGUUACAGUUCAGAUGUAUGUUUUCCUUAGGUUGGUUAGAACCUGGCCGUAGAUUUUGCAGAGUCCAGGCACAGGUCUUCAAGGGUGGCUUGGAUCUGGGUGCUCAGGUACUAUCUCCACGGCCCUGCAGUGCUCAGAAACACAGGGAGGUACUCUCCCGCUGCCUGCUGCAGCCCAGGCCCUGCACCCCCAACCCAGCUGCCCUGGCAGAAAGGAGGUGAGCCGUGUAUCCCUCCAUCGCCCCUGGAGAAGACUCUUCCCUGCAUAUGCCAGGGGCUGAGGCCCUCUCGUUGCCCAUGCGUGGUGGUGGAGUAGAGAUCAGCCUUGCCCAACCAUAUGGUGUGAGGAGCUUUGUGACCAGAAGAAUAGGAAAGGAGGCCGGGCAGGCAACAGGAGUGGCCAUUGAUGACAGCUGGUACCACGGAUCGGCCCCUUGCGCCGCUGCCUUAAUCUGCGUUGUCUGUGCUUCGAAGGACGUGAGUUACAAAGUGGGGAGUGGAGUCCCUUCUGGUCCUUUAUGCUGGCCUUGAAAGUACCCAGAUCUGCUUGGACAGGUAGGGAGGGCUGGAUCCCAUUUUCUAGAAAAGUGGCUGCCACAUUUUUUGAUUUCACAGGCCAGAGACAUUUAAAAGUGAAGAGGAGGAAUAGGUCAUUGGUUGUGAACCUUUAGAACAAAAACAAGACCUAUCGUUUCAUCAAGUUACGGACACCUUAACACCAAAAAAAGAAAAAAAAAGGG
Orcinus orca (killer whale) is the source of this 3175-nucleotide messenger RNA. RefSeq names its product 40S ribosomal protein S24-like. The transcript has a single exon. Gene Ontology annotation, biological process: translation. The record is from RefSeq and is a predicted model, not a curated record. Gene Ontology annotation, molecular function: structural constituent of ribosome. Lineage: Eukaryota; Metazoa; Chordata; Mammalia; Artiodactyla; Delphinidae. Gene Ontology annotation, cellular component: ribosome. Bases 16 to 495 code for a protein of 159 amino acids.